Messenger RNA from Myotis myotis, 4709 nucleotides. RefSeq names its product BOC cell adhesion associated, oncogene regulated (gene BOC). Gene Ontology annotation, cellular component: axon; plasma membrane. Bases 728 to 4138 code for a protein of 1136 amino acids. Gene Ontology annotation, biological process: nervous system development; axon guidance; cell-cell adhesion. The transcript has 22 exons. The record is from RefSeq and is a predicted model, not a curated record. Lineage: Eukaryota; Metazoa; Chordata; Mammalia; Chiroptera; Vespertilionidae. Gene Ontology annotation, molecular function: protein binding.
CUGCGAGUUCAGUCAUCCAAAAAAGCUUCUUCCAUAUGGAGGGACCGAGUGCGCCCGGCGCGGCGUCCCCUGCCUUGUCCUGCUGCCGCCGCCGCCGCCGCGGGCCCCGCUUCCUGCCGCGGGGACCCUGAGCCCGGCCCGCGGUGUCAGCCGCGCGCGCGCACACACACAAGCGCGCACACACACACACACUCACACUCACACACACUCACAAUCACGCCCGCCGCAGCCGCACGCGCCCGCACGCGCCCUCGCUCCCGGCCCGCACUCCGGGCUCCUUUGUUGCUCCCGCCGCGGCCGCUCUCCGGUGCUGCGCGUUGCUGCGUGUCACUGUGCGGGUUGCGUGUCCGCGCGGUGCGGUGCUGUGGGGCUCUCUCCGCGCUCACCACGCUGGCCCCGGGCCGGCUCUCCCUUCCCAGGAGCCGGCUGCACCAGAGCAAGGAGCCAGGUAACUGGAGAUUGAAGGAAGCCUCUGAUCUUAGAAAAACUGCUUUUUCUUUGUUUUCUUGUGCGUAAAAUGGAUUAACAAGGAAUCACCCCGUCCCAGCACAAGCUUCCUGAAACCCAUGACCCAUGAAGUCUUGUCGACGCUCACACCGGCUGAUGGCAGCAGCAACGAAAUAGAAGAAACAGAGUGCUGUAGAGGAUUGCAGAAUCUCUGGGAGUGACUGGUGGCUUAUGGGACGUUGGCUUCGGACCCUUUGUCACACACCUGCCGCGUGGGACGAUGACGACUCAGAGAGGAAGGAGGCCCGCAGUCACGCUCACCUGCCUCCUCUUGGCCACAGCCGGCUGUUUCGCUGACCUGAACAAGGUGCCUCAGGUCAGCGUGCAGCCUCCCUCCACGGUCCAGAAGCUCGGGGGAACUGUGAUCCUGGGCUGCGUGGUGGAGCCGCCGGGGAUGAGCACCACCUGGCGCCUGAACGGGAGGGAGCUGAACGGUUCCGAUGAUGCCCUGGGCGUCCUCAUCUCCCGCGGGACGCUCGUCAUCACCGCCCUCAGCAACCGCACCGUGGGACGGUACCAGUGUGUAGCCCGGAUGCCUGCGGGGGCCGUGGCCAGCGUGCCAGCCACGGUGACACUAGCCAAUCUCCAGGACUUCAAGUUAGACGUGCAGCAUGUGAUUGAAGUAGAUGAGGGGAACACGGCGGUCAUUGCCUGCCACCUUCCUGAGAGCCACCCAAAAGCCCAGGUCCGAUACAGUGUCAAACAAGAGUGGCUGGAGGCAUCCAGAGGUAACUACCUGAUCAUGCCGUCAGGGAACCUCCAGAUCGUGAACGCCAGCCAGGAGGACGAGGGGAUGUACAAGUGCGCUGCCUACAACCCGGUCACCCAAGAAGUGAAGACCUCGGGCUCCAGUGACCGGCUGCGCGUGCGCCGCUCCACAGCCGAGGCCGCCCGCAUCAUCUAUCCGCCAGAGGCCCAGACCAUCAUCGUCACGAAAGGCCACAGUCUCAUCCUGGAGUGUGUGGCCAGUGGGAUCCCGCCUCCGCGGGUCACCUGGGCCAAGGACGGGUCCAGUGUCUCCGGUUAUAACAAGACGCGCUUCCUGCUGAGCAACCUCCUCAUCGACACCACCAGCGAGGAGGACUCGGGGACCUACCGCUGCAUGGCCGACAACGGGGUCGGGGAGCCCGGGGCGGCGGCCAUUCUCUACAACGUCCAGGUGUUUGAACCCCCCGAGGUCACUGUGGAGCUGUCCCAGCUGGUCAUCCCGUGGGGCCAGAGUGCCAAGCUCACCUGUGAGGUGCGCGGGAACCCCCCGCCCUCAGUGCUGUGGCUGAGGAACGCCGUGCCCCUCACCCCCAGCCAGCGCCUCCGACUGUCGCGUAGGGCCCUGCGCGUGGUCAGCGUGGGGCCUGAGGACGAGGGCGUCUACCAGUGCAUGGCCGAGAACGAAGUUGGCAGUGCCCACGCCGUGGUCCAGCUGAGGACCGCCAGGCCAGGCACAACCCUGAGGCCAUGGCCCGAUGCUAGGCUGGACACUGCCACACCUCCCGUGCCACCCUCCAGACCAAGAAGCCCCGACCAGAUACUGAGGGGGCACCCAGGGCUCCCAAGGCCUCCAACGUCGGUGCAGCCGGCUUCCCCGCAGUGCCCUGGAGAGAAAGGGCCGGUGGCGCCCGCCGAGGCACCCGUCAUCCUCAGCUCACCCAGGACCUCCAAGACUGACUCUUACGAGCUCGUGUGGCGGCCUCGGCAUGAGGGUGGCAGCCGGGCACCGAUCCUCUACUAUGAGGUGAAACACCGUAAGCAGGUCACAAACACCUCUGAUGAUUGGACCGUCUCUGGCAUCCCAGCCAACCAGCACCGCCUGACCCUCACCAGACUGGACCCCGGGAGCUUAUAUGAAGUGGAGAUGGCAGCUUACAACUGUGCAGGCGAAGGCCAGACAGCCAUGGUCACCUUCCGAACGGGACGGCGGCCCAAACCUGAAAUCAUGGCCAGCAAGGAGCAGCAGAUCCAGAGAGAUGACCCUGGAGCCAGCCCCCAGAGCAGCAGCCAGCCAGACCACGGCCGCCUCUCCCCCCCAGAAGCUCCAGACAGGCCCACCAUCUCCAUGGCCUCAGAGACAUCGGUGUUUGUAACCUGGAUCCCCCGUGGGAAUGGUGGGUUCCCAAUCCAGUCCUUCCGUGUGGAAUACAAGAAGCUGAAGAAAGUGGGGGACUGGAUGCUAGCCACCAGCGCCAUCCCUCCGUCCAGGCUCUCAGUGGAGAUCACAGGCCUAGAGAAAGGAACUUCCUACAAGUUCCGAGUCCGGGCUCUGAACAUGCUGGGGGAGAGCGAGCCCAGCGCCCCCUCCCAGCCGUACGUGGUGUCGGGCUAUAGCGGCCGCCUCUAUGAGCGGCCCGUGGCGGGCCCGUACAUCACCUUCACCGACGCCGUCAAUGAGACCACCAUCAUGCUCAAGUGGAUGUAUAUCCCAGCAAGUAAUAACAACACCCCCAUCCAUGGCUUCUACAUCUAUUACCGGCCCACGGACAGUGACAACGACAGUGACUACAAGAAGGACAUGGUGGAGGGGGAUAGAUAUUGGCACUCCAUCAACCACCUGCAGCCGGAGACCUCCUAUGACAUUAAGAUGCAGUGCUUUAAUGAGGGCGGCGAGAGUGAGUUCAGCAACGUGAUGAUCUGUGAAACCAAAGAUGGCUUGCUACAUGACGGCUACAAAGAACUUGGGAACUCACUCCUACAUGAGCUCAUGGAGUGGAACCCGUUCUUAGCUCGGAAGUCUGGUCAUCCUGGCGGACUCCCACCCCCAACUCUGGCUCCACCUCAGCCACCACCCCCUGAAACCAUGGAGCGGCCGGUGGGCACGGGGGCCAUGGUGGCACGCUCCAGCGACCUGCCCUACCUGAUUGUGGGGGUCGUCCUGGGCUCCAUCGUCCUCAUCAUCGUCGCCUUCAUCCCCUUCUGCUUGUGGAGGGCCUGGUCCAAGCAGAAACAUACAACAGACCUGGGUUUUCCUCGAAGUACCUUGCUGUCCUCCUCCUGCCAGUACACUAUGGUGCCGCUGGGAGGACCUCCCAGCCACCGAGCCCACGGGCAGCCGUACCUCAGUGGCACCAAUGGACGGGCCUGUGCCAAUGGGGGGCAUGUGAACAGGGGCUGCCCUGCGCCUGCCAUGGGCCACCCAGGCGUGAAGCCUCCCCAGCAGUGUCCCGGGGCACGGCCGCAGCAGGACGACACCAACCACCUCCGGAGGCAGGCCGCUCCUGGCGAUGGGCAUGGCGCCCACAGUGCCCCGCCUCCCAGGGGAGCCAAGGCCAACCCAGACGAGGCCUCUUUCCUGUACACACUGCCUGGUGCCUCAACGCACCAGCGGCUGCAGACCCACCAGGACCGCCACCCCCUCCAGGAGCAGCCUGCUCCAUCCAGCCAGUCCGGGAUGAGGCGAGGACCUCAGAAUCCGGGGAUGGAAGCGACAUGGGACCCUCUUUUUCACCCAGGGCCCCCGUGCUGCUUGGGCCUGGCACCGGUUGAAGAAGUGGACAGUCCUGACACUUGCCAAAUGGGUGGAGGAGAGUGGUGCCCCCAUCACCCCACGGGGACCCACGGAGGACAGGAGCCCGGGAGGCAGCUCUCCCCCAGCCCACCAGUGCACAUAUCUUUUGAAACACCACCCCCCAUCAUUUAGGCAGAAGCCAGUAUUCCAGAAAGACUAUUAUCGUUUUUAAAGAGACAGAGGAAAUUGGUAUUUAUUUUUCUAUAAUAGCCAUAUUUAUAUAUUUAUGCACUUGUAAAUAAAUGUAUAUGUGUUGUUAUAAUUCUGGAAAGACAUAGGGACUCCUACCCAUGGAGGUAUGAGAGGUUAAACAAAGAAGCCACCACAUACCAGGAGCAAACCAGGAAAGAGGAACACGGACCGGCCAGCACCCAGACCGAGGAGGCGGCUCAGAACCUCUGCCCCGGCCCGGGAGGCUGCAGAGGCCCAGAGAGCAGCCGCCCGAGGGAGGACUCCCGCUCACUGUGCGUGAGGAGCGCGCGGGUAACACAGAGGCCAGGGGCGCACAGGCUGCAGACACCUGUGAGGACGGCCAGCUCUGGUGCUACAGGCAAGGUCUCCAGAAGACGCCCGUGAGAACAGACUCAGAUGUGUAUAGUACUAUAAGCAUUAACAGACCUUCCAGAAUCAAUAAUCCGCGGCAACAUCGCUCUGUAAAAACAAACACUGUAACUUCUAAAUAAAUGUUUAGUCUUCCCUGUAA